AUGGGCACAGAGAUUUCUCAGCCGGAUGUCGAGGAACCGACGGAACCUCCUAUAUGUUCUUCUAUCCAUGAAGAAUCCAAUAACCACCAAUCCAGCUCUACCAUAGACCCCCAGGCCAGGGUAGAGCAUAAUCCUACAAAUUACCAGGACUGGCACGCCUACUAUCAGCAUGCCCAUACUAUCUCCAUUGCAGAUACUACCCGGAUUUUACGAGUUGAUCUACAACAUGGGCUUAGUAGUACCGAAGCGUCAUCUCGCCUUGAGCGGGAUGGGCCUAACAAGAUUAAGAGUGCGGAGGGGGUAUCCAUGUGGAAAAUCUUGCUAAGACAAGUGUCAAACAGUUUGACUCUAGUACUUUUGAUAACGAUGGCCUUGUCCUUUGGAAUCAACGAUUAUAUCGAGGGUGGCGUAAUUACGGCCGUGAUUCUCCUCAACAUUGUCGUUGGUUUCGUUCAAGACUAUCGUGCAGAAAAGACAAUUUUAUCUCUUCAGGCCUUGUCUGCCCCGACUUGCAAGACUAUCCGCGAUGGGAGAAUCGACUCUAUCAAAGCAGAAACCCUGGUGAUAGGUGAUAUUGUACAACUAACUGUGGGAGACAUGGUCCCUGCAGAUCUAAGACUGUUUGAUGGUGUCAAUGCUUCCACUGACGAGGCACUCCUAACUGGAGAAUCGAUGCCUAUAUCUAAACACCCCGAUGCCCUAUUUACCGUUAAAGAUAUGGCUGUUGGAGAUCGGACAAACAUAGCUUACUCCGGCAGUAUUAUGACAAGGGGCCGAGCAACUGGAAUUGUCAUUUCUACUGGCAUGGACACGGAAGUCGGAAAGAUCGCCCAACUGCUCCGUGAUAAUACUCUUCAGGCGGAAAACGCUUCGAUCUAUACCCGAAUGUGGAAACGGUUUAAUAAGAGCUUUGAUCAGAUCCUAGGCCUGGUUGGCACGCCUCUACAGGUGAAGCUCAGUAAAUUUGCCCUUCUACUUUUUGCUCUUGCUAUAAUGCUUGCUAUCAUAGUUUUCUCAGCAAAUAGGUGGCACGUUCAAGGAGAGGUUCUUAUUUACGGCAUAUGUGUUGCCGUUGCUGUUAUCCCCGAAUCCCUAAUUGCGGUACUGACCAUCACUGUCGCCGUUGGCACCAAAUCCAUGGCAAAAGGUAAUGUGAUUGUUCGAAAGUUACAGGCUCUUGAAGCCGUGGGAGGUGUGACCAAUAUCUGCUCUGAUAAAACUGGCACUCUCACCCAGGGCAAGAUGAUUGCCCGGAAGGCAUGGAUACCAGGAACUGGAACUAUCACCAUUCAUGACACCAACAGUCCGUUUGACCCCAACAGUGGUCUUGUUCAGGUCAGCGGAAACGAAAUACAGCCGACCUCCUUUGAGCAAACACCAGCAAUGUCAAAAUUCCUUCACACUAUCGCUCUCUGCAACCUGUCGUCAGUAUAUAACCCCGAUCACAAGCUAUCCAGUGAAGGUUCUACUCCUGGCUCAAAGGACGGAGACUGGGUUGCGGUCGGAGAACCUACCGAAAUUGCUCUCCAUGUCCUCGCCAUCAGAUUUAAUUCUGCAAAACGGGCUGUACUCGAAAAUAAUGGAUUAGAAUUCGUUUCCGAAUUCCCGUUCGACUCUGCUAUUAAGCGAAUGACCGUGGUUUACAAAAAGGCUGGCUCUAAACACGCGGAGGCCUACUCCAAAGGUGCUACAGAGUCUAUGCUCCCGCUUCUGGCAAUUGACGAUGAUAUGAAGCGAGAAAUUCGGGCGAAAGUGGACAGAAUGGCAGGUGAAGGUCUUCGCGUCCUAUGCAUUGCACACAAGUCUCUCUCUCCUGAACUUUUGGACAACCUUCCAGAACGGAAAGAACUGGAAACGGGCCUCAAUUUUUUGGGUCUUGUUGGCCUAUAUGACCCGCCUCGCAUGGAAACUGCUGGAGCUGUCCGUAAAUGUCAUAUGGCAGGCAUCACCGUCCACAUGCUGACAGGAGAUCACAUCAAAACCGCAACAGCCAUUGCCUAUGAGAUUGGAAUUCUUGGGAAUUUAACCCCAAAUGUGCAAGCAUGCAAGGUCGUUAUGGCAGCGGAUGAGUUCGAUAAGAUGACAAAUGACGAAAUCGAUGCCAUCGAAGCUCUCCCCCUUGUUAUUGCUAGGUGUAGCCCGUCAACAAAGGUCCGUAUGGUAGAAGCUAUGCAUCGACGCGGCGCUUAUUGUGUUAUGACCGGUGACGGAGUGAACGACUCUCCUGCUUUGAAGCAUGCUGAUGUUGGAAUCGCUAUGGGCAAGAAUGGAAGUGAUGUAGCCAAAGCUGCUGCAGACAUGGUUCUAACUGACGACGAUUUCGCAUCCGUUGUUAAGGCGGUAGAGGAAGGGCGACGUCUAUUUGAUAAUAUUCAAAAGUUCUUAAUGCACUUGUUGAUAUCCAACAUUGCCCAGGUCAUUCUUCUAUUGAUUGCCUUAGCCUUCAAGGAUAAUGAAGGAAGCUCUGUCUUUCCACUCUCACCCCUGGAAAUUCUAUGGGCAAACCUAGUCACAUCUUCUUUUCUAGCCCUUGGUCUCGGCCUAGAAGAGGGCCAAGCAGACAUCAUGUAUCGCCCACCACAUAAUUUGCGCGUUGGAGUCUUCACGAAGGAACUCAUUGUCGACAAAAUGAUAUAUGGCACCUUUAUGGGAAGUCUAUGUCUUGUUUCCUUCGUCUCAGUCGUCUACGGUGUAGGAGGUGGCUCCCUGGGCCAAGACUGUAACGAAGACUGGAACUCAACUUGUGAUACUGUCUUCCGAGCCCGUGCCACCACCUUUGCAACAUUGUCUUUCCUUCUUCUCGUUACUGCAUGGGAGGUCAAACACUUCUCACGCUCCCUCUUCAAUCUCGAUCCGGCCCGAUAUCCAGGGACAUUCUCUAUCUUCCCAACACUCUGGCGAAACAAAUUUCUUUUCUGGGCCGUUGCAGCUGGGUUUAUAACUUCCUUCCCUGUUAUCUACAUACCCAUCGUGAACAAACUCGUGUUCAAGCACAUUGCCAUCUCGUGGGAAUGGGGAAUUGUCACCGGCUGUGUGUUCAUUUAUAUCGCAUUAAUUGAAAGCUGGAAGGCAGUUAAGCGAGCCUUGAAGAUUGGAAGCGCUGCUGCGUCAUCAAUUACUAUGAAAGAUGCGGAGAUGAGAGCUGGUCUGUUUUUGUCGGAUAGCCUUCUAACUGACAGUGUCAUCACUUCCCGAGAAGACACAUUGGAGAAGAAAGAAUGA
This is a messenger RNA of Microsporum canis CBS 113480, 3222 nucleotides long. RefSeq names its product calcium-transporting ATPase 3. Gene Ontology annotation, molecular function: ATP binding; P-type calcium transporter activity; ATP hydrolysis activity. The record is from RefSeq and is a predicted model, not a curated record. The transcript has 5 exons. NCBI's taxonomy places the organism in Eukaryota, Fungi, Ascomycota, Eurotiomycetes, Onygenales, Arthrodermataceae. Bases 1 to 3222 code for a protein of 1073 amino acids. Gene Ontology annotation, cellular component: plasma membrane. Gene Ontology annotation, biological process: intracellular calcium ion homeostasis; calcium ion transmembrane transport.